GCUGUUCUCCUGUCCCUAUAUCUUGCCUCGGAGCCCUUCCGUGUAACACAAAUAUCAUCCUUUGUUUCUCCGUUUAUACCCUUUCGUGCAAACAUGGGUGGCGGUGACGGAUACAAGUCCGUGGCGUACUUUGUCAACUGGGCCAUCUACGGCCGCAAUCACCAACCGCAAGACCUUCCAGCUGAAAGGCUGACCCACGUCCUCUAUGCGUUUGCCAACGUGCGGCCGGACAGCGGCGAAGUAUACAUGACGGACAGCUGGUCCGACGUCGAGAAGCACUACCCAGGCGACUCAUGGAACGACGUAGGCAACAACGUCUACGGCUGCAUCAAGCAGCUCUACCUGCUCAAGAAGCGCAACCGCAAGCUCAAGCUGCUGCUCAGCAUCGGCGGGUGGACGUACUCGCCCAACUUUGCGUCCGCGGCAGCAACGGACGCAGGGCGCAAGCGCUUCGCGCAGACGUCGGUGCAGCUGCUCAAGGACCUCGGGCUCGACGGCCUCGACGUCGACUGGGAGUACCCGCAAGACGACGUGCAGGCGCAGAACUGGGUGCUGCUGCUGCGCGAGUGCCGGCAGGCGCUGGACGCGUACGCAGAUGAGCUCGCGCGCCGCCAACAGCAAGGCCAAGGGCUGCGCCCGCGCUUCCUGCUGUCGAUCGCCGCGCCCGCCGGCCCGCAGAACUACCAGCGCCUGCACCUCGCCGCCAUGGCGCCGCUGCUCGACUUCAUCAACCUAAUGGCGUACGACUUUGCCGGCAGCUGGGACAGCAACGCCGGACACCAGGCGAACCUCUGGCCCUGUCGCAGCAACCCCCAGUGCACCCCGUUCAACGCCCACCAGGCCGUCGCCUGGUACCUGAGCCACAGCGUCCCCGCCCACAAGCUCAUCCUCGGCAUGCCGCUGUACGGCCGCGCGUUCCAGGGCACUGCUGGCCCCGGCCACCCCUACCAGGGCGUCGGCGAGGGCAGCUGGGAGAACGGCGUCUGGGACUACAAGGCCCUGCCCCGCCCCGGCGCCCAGGAGUACUUUGACUCCGAGGCCGGUGCGAGCUACUGCUUGAACCCGGCGAACGGCCUCAUGGUGUCGUAUGACAACAAGCCGAUGGCGAUCCAGAAGGUCGACUAUCUGCGCCAGAACCACCUCGGCGGCGCCAUGUGGUGGGAGUCGUCGUCGGACAAGGCCGGCGAAGAGAGUCUCAUUAAGACGGUUGUCGACCGCAUCGGUGGCUACAAUGGCGGCUUGCUCGAUAACCAGGACAACGUGCUGACGUACCCGGACUCGAAAUACGAGAACUUGAGGAAAGGCAUGCCGGGCGAGUAAGAGCGUAGAAUAGUCGAUGAGAAGAGAAAGAGGAAGAUGCAAAUUAAGGCGAAGGAGAAGACAUUAUGAAGAGAAGAGGUAGCACCAGCACACUUACUCACUAGAGCCACCUAGCACCAGCACGUGCUGUGUUGUAUGUACACGAAGUAGGCAUGUACGCGUGUAACGGCGUUCCCGGCGAUCGUCUUCAUGAUGAAUAAAGAAUGAACAAACUAGUCCUUUCCUC
Messenger RNA from Aplosporella prunicola CBS 121167, 1546 nucleotides. RefSeq names its product glycoside hydrolase family 18 protein. Gene Ontology annotation, biological process: chitin catabolic process; carbohydrate metabolic process. The coding region runs from base 94 to 1320 and encodes 408 amino acids. Gene Ontology annotation, molecular function: chitin binding; chitinase activity. The record is from RefSeq and is a predicted model, not a curated record. Gene Ontology annotation, cellular component: extracellular region. The transcript is spliced from 4 exons. NCBI's taxonomy places the organism in Eukaryota, Fungi, Ascomycota, Dothideomycetes, Botryosphaeriales, Aplosporellaceae.